AUGGGUACUCUCUCUAUCGUGCUGCAGAUUUUUGCUAUUCUUCAACCCAUCAUCGCUGUAAAAAGAAUACUUAGAUGGCCCGUCUUCACUGGACGUGCGGGACCCAGCAUCUCUUCCACUCGUUUCGUUCCCUCGCCAUUGUCAUCCAAGAUGUUCUCAAGCUUCGUGAGUGACGUUGACGAGGUCCUUGAGCCUGAGCUCUCAGCUGGUCAUCCUGCAGCGAAACGUACCCAUCUCGUUGGGGUCUCUCUCGGGGCGUUUGCGUCCUUUGGGAUCCACCUGGGUUUUUGUCCAUCUAUCGUCGAUUCUUCUCAUGAUGUAACCGGCCCAUCUAUGUUUUGCUUUCGAUACAUAUUCCGCUGUGUCGCGAAGACGGAACAUUCCUCUUAA
Molecule: messenger RNA, 390 nt
Organism: Necator americanus (New World hookworm)
Lineage: Eukaryota; Metazoa; Nematoda; Chromadorea; Rhabditida; Ancylostomatidae
Exons: 2
Coding region: 1-390 (129 amino acids)
Source: RefSeq, a predicted model, not a curated record